GUACCAUAGCAGCAGAGUGAAAUUCUCACUCAACAGGGGUGCAGCACUUAACGCCGCGCUAUGCCAACUCGGAUUUUAGCCUCAUGAUUUCCUAGCCCGCAUGAAACUGGGACAUUUGCCAAUGCGGACAAAUGCGUUACAUCGGAAGUUCAAUGGUAAAGGGCACCGCAUUGGCCUCGAGCAAUUUAUCCAGUUGACAAGUGACUUUUGACGUAGAUCACUUUGACACCUCCAUUGAACCACUGGUGGUUUUACCCAUUUGCUGACAUGACUCAUGGCCUGGAUCAGGCAAUCAUGCAUACCCCUGCUGUCUUUACACCGACAAACUAAUGGCCACAUAUCCAGAAGCCCAUGUCAUCCUGAAUACUCACGACGUGGAAGGGUGGCACCAGUCCAUGGUAGCCACGGUCCUUCGCUUCAUUCCGAUCGGCCUUCGUGGACGAUACUUCGGUAUACGGACAGGAUGGCGGCAGAGCUCUAUGAAUAUGAUAGAGCCCUGUGGUUCUAUUUUUGCAACGAGGAGAAAGGUGACAAGGUCAAGCAAGUGUUUAUGGAACACGAUAGGUACGUUCACAAAGUUGUGCCACCAGAGAGGUUGCUGGAGUUUCAUCGUCAGAAUGGGUGGAAGCCGCUCUGUCGGUUUCUGAACCUUAGAAAGUCACAGACUCCAUACCCUAUGAGAAAUGACUCUGGAGGAAGACAGGCGGCUAUGGACGAACUCUGGAGGAGAUGUGUACGGCGGGGUAUCAUGAAGAUCACUCCGUCGGUUAUUGCAGACUAGGGUUAUAGCUUGUGGUCAUGUUGCGUUCCCGACCACACUCUCACUUAGGAAAAGUUUUCCGAUGCAGCUGCCGUAAAGAGUACUCCAUUGAUCAUGUCAAC
Molecule: messenger RNA, 882 nt
Organism: Aspergillus piperis CBS 112811
Lineage: Eukaryota; Fungi; Ascomycota; Eurotiomycetes; Eurotiales; Aspergillaceae
Exons: 1
Coding region: 275-781 (168 amino acids)
Source: RefSeq, a predicted model, not a curated record